AUGAUAUCUAAAAUCGUUAUUGCCCUGAUUAGCAUCGUUUGCGUCUGGAUAUUUUUUGAACUGUUUAACAGCUAUAAGAAAGGGCGCGAGUUGGGCCAAAAAGUGAGAGAAGCUAUUGAGGAAUUAGAAACAUCGCAAAAGAAAAUUAUGAUGUUCUCUAUAAAGAGGCUAGAGGCUGAAAUCGCCGAAGAAGAAGCUAAGAAUGGAGUUAACUCGGCUACGGCCCUAGACCAGAAAAGUCGUCUACAGGCCUCAAAGAAUUUAGUAGCUCAAUACUCCCGAGAAAUGGCUGAGAACAAGCUGAGAAGAGGCUGGUGA
Messenger RNA from Venustampulla echinocandica, 318 nucleotides. RefSeq lists its product as uncharacterized. The transcript has a single exon. The record is from RefSeq and is a predicted model, not a curated record. Bases 1 to 318 code for a protein of 105 amino acids. NCBI's taxonomy places the organism in Eukaryota, Fungi, Ascomycota, Leotiomycetes, Helotiales, Pleuroascaceae.